AUGGAAGUUGGAGAGUCGGAACAUUCGGGUCGUUCUUUUCGCCAGCGAAAAAGCAGAUCCAAUCCAAUGUGCUGUCCCAUUUGUGGCAUUACGUUACGAGUGCACGAAAUCGAUCACCAUUUUGCGGUGGAAGUGGAUCGAUUGGAGCGUAUCCUGAAGCCCAAGAAACAGCUAUCCCACCAUGAUGGCGAAAUCGCGUGCGGUUCUGCCGGGACAAGUAACAGUAACGGGUCCGGGCCUAGUCACAGUGGAAACAACUCGUCCGUGUCGCGAUCGAAUGGCCAUAGCAGCGAACAGCUAGCUACAACGAGCAACGUUAGCCCGGACGAGUGCUGGGGAACUUAUCAGAAGAUAAAGAACAAUCGGCAGGCGCGACUAAAGUUGAAGUCAAGAAAACGUAAACCAGAGGAUAAUGUUUGUCCAAUAUGCAACAAAACGACCCUGGAGGACAUAACGCUCCAUGUAGAAUCUUGCCUAAGAAAAUCGGAAACACAGCGAAACGGAGGAAACUCAGCCACUCACUGUAGCGGCGAUGACGACGACGAUGAUGACGAUGAUGCCAGCAUAGACGUCGAGGGGGAAUUUUUCGACGUAUACGAAUGGGCAGGACAAAAACGUGUCCGUGCCACGAGCAUGCUGGGGGCCGGCGGUCACGGUGCCCUAGGCGUACGAGUCACUAACGCCGACGAUACAGAUGACGAGCUGAACGUGGAUGGUGACGAAAGUCAGGUAUACGGACCACCGCAAUACUCGGAGCGGGAUGUAAUCGUAACAGGACAAGGCACGUCGAGCAACAGGCUGCUCCGUGAUCUGCUAAUUGCUAACGAUCCUCAAGUCGUUAAACCUCCUAUAGAUGAUAACUCGGGCCAGGGGACAAGCAAAGCGGUUGUUACAGCAGCGCCGGCUCCUGCUUGCAUGUCUCAAGUUCCCGAGCCCCUGCAGGACAGCACUGCCCCGGGACAGGGUACUGAAAGCCACAUUUUAGAGUCUUUAAAGGCGAAAAUUCGCGAAUACGAAGGGUACAUUCGCAACCGACCAAAGUGUUUGAUCUGUAUGGACGAUUUUCGCAAACCGAUUGUGUCGAUAUGCUGCUGGCAUGUGUACUGCGAAGAAUGUUGGUUGCAUACACUGGGAGCAAAAAAGCUGUGUCCACAAUGCAGUAUGAUCACCUCGCCGACUGAUUUACGAAGGAUUUACCUGUAGUAUAGGCGGGGAUCGGGAGUUCGAGCAUUGCCGCAUUAAAAAAGAAAAACAAAGAAAGCGUAUAAUACAUGCUGGAGGAUGCGUGGUGGUAAAACGAUACAGGGUUACCUAGAUAUAUCGCCCCCCAGUCGCUACAGGCAUGGCUGAAGGAACGGCAGCGUACGUUAGAUGGUUUCACCGGACGCUUAAAUAACCCGAAUGAAAAAAUGAGGAAAA
This is a messenger RNA of Anopheles nili, 1419 nucleotides long. It is a transcript of the gene RNF220, whose product is annotated as E3 ubiquitin-protein ligase Rnf220. The record is from RefSeq and is a predicted model, not a curated record. Gene Ontology annotation, biological process: protein ubiquitination. NCBI's taxonomy places the organism in Eukaryota, Metazoa, Arthropoda, Insecta, Diptera, Culicidae. Gene Ontology annotation, molecular function: metal ion binding; ubiquitin protein ligase activity. The transcript is spliced from 2 exons. The coding region runs from base 1 to 1203 and encodes 400 amino acids.